Molecule: messenger RNA, 1077 nt
Organism: Sphenostylis stenocarpa
Lineage: Eukaryota; Viridiplantae; Streptophyta; Magnoliopsida; Fabales; Fabaceae
Source: the annotation of a GenBank genome assembly
AUGUCGAACGAAAAUGGAGUGCAAGGAAAGAGAAUUGCCAUUAUUGGUGUCUCAACUUUUUUGUUUGUGGUUGUGAUAGUUGCUAUGGUCAUGGCUGUUAUGGUUGGUGUAAAUCCUAAAGAGAAUGGUGCAAAUGAUGGUGUAGAAGACAAAAACAAAGACCAUAUUGCUUCUACUGUAAAAGCUGUUCAAACCCUUUGUCGUCCUACAAAUUACAAACAAGAAUGCGAGGAAAACCUUUUAGCAGGGGCUAGAAACACCACAGAUCCAAAAGAACUUAUCAAACUUGCUUUCAACAUCACCAUUACAAAAAUUGGUGAUAAACUCAAAGAAACUGAUCUUUUACAUGAGGUUGAGAAAGAACCUAGAGCCAAGAUGGCACUAGACACAUGUAAGCAACUCAUGGAUCUUUCAAUUGGGGAGUUAACAAGGUCACUUGAUGGAAUAGCAGAGUUUGACCUGGUACAUCUUGAUAACAUCCUCAUGAAUUUAAAAGUUUGGCUUAGUGGGGCAGUUACAUACCAAGAUACUUGCUUGGAUGGAUUUGAGAACACAACUAGUGAAGCUGGUAAAAAGAUGAAGGAUUUGUUAACAACAGGCAUGCAUAUGAGUAGCAAUGCCCUGGCCAUUGUGACAGAUUUGGCAGACUCUGUAACAAAUUUGAAUCUCACACAAUUACUUGGGCGUAGACUCCUUCAAGAUUCUGAGCUUCCCUCUUGGGUUGAUCAUCGUAGACUCCUUAAUGCAAAUGGAAGCUCAUACACACGUAAGCCUAAUGUCACAGUAGCUAAAGAUGGUAGUGGAGAUUUCAACAGCAUGAAUGAUGCAUUGAAGCAAGUGCCUAAGAAAAACAAAAAACCAUUUGUGAUCUACAUAAAAGAAGGUAUUUAUCAAGAAUAUGUUUUAGUUACCAAGAAGAUGACCCAUGUGGUGUUUAUUGGUGAAGGAGGAAAAAAGACACGAAUAAUUGGCAACAAAAAUUUUGUAGAUGGAAUUAACACAUACUUAACCGCGACUGUAGGUAUGUCUCUUUUCAUGUUCACAAAACUAAUUUAUCACUCGUACGCAUUCGGGUAA